CCGGAAACCUAAAGCCGGAAAUAAGUUUCACAAUGGAUGAGACCAACCAGACAAACGAUGAAACAAAGAUGAUAACAGAAGAUACACAAGGACUCCCUGAUUCUUCUGCAGGAGACAGUUCUAACUCUACUCCUGCAGAAAGUGCUACUGACAAUGCAUACUUCACAAGCUAUGAGGAUGUAUCCGUACAUGAGACGAUGCUCAAAGACAAACCACGUACCCUAGCUUACAAGAAUUUCAUAGAUGACAAUCCUGAGCUGUUCAAAGAUAAGGUUGUCAUGGAUGUAGGAGCCGGGACUGGAAUAUUAUCCUUCUUUGCAGCAAAGGCCGGAGCUAAAAAGGUUUAUGCUGUAGAAGCAAGUGGAUUAAGUCACAUGUGUGAGAAAUUGGCCAAUCACAAUGGCUUCUCAAAGGUCAUUGAGGUCAUCCAUGGUAGAGUUGAGGACAUAUCUCUCUCAGGAGACAUCAAAGUAGACAUUAUCAUAUCAGAAUGGAUGGGGUUUUAUCUUCUUCAUGAAUCAAUGCUCGAUUCUGUUAUCUUCGCCAGGGAUAAAUGGCUCAAGAAAGAUGGCGUUGUUGCUCCAAGUAACGCAUAUAUCUAUAUCGCACCCGUAGACCUUAGCAAUCAUUUUAAAGACAAGUUCAAAUUCUGGAGUGAUGUAUAUGGCUUUGAUUAUUCACCCCUUGUAAAUGAUUUAAAAUCAUCAAUGUUCACUCAGCCUUAUAUUGAAUAUAUACCACAUGACCCAAAGACUUACAUAUCAGAGCAAUAUGUUAUGGCUGAAUUUGAUCUGAGCACUGUUACAUUACAAGAUGUUGAAGAGGUGCAAGAAAAAUGUACAUUUGAUAUAGAACAGACUGGAAAACUGCAUGGUUUCUCUUGCUGGUUUGAUGUGAAGUUCACAGGAGGCUCAAAAGAUGUCAUCCUAAGCACUGGGCCUGAGUCAGAGCCUACACACUGGAAGCAGACAAUAUUUUUUUUACCUCGCUCAAUAGAUGUCAGUGAAAAUGAACUGAUUGGGUGCCGUGUAGAGAUGAAGCAAUCCAACGGCAAUAAAAGACAUUAUAAUAUAUCAAUUGAGAUGGUUGACCCAGAGGAUGACGAAGAAGACGAAGGUGCUCAUCAGAUACCAUGUGACUGUGGCGCCUCAAGAUGUGCAAUGAUCGCAGCUAUAAUGCAGAAAUAUGAAGAUGACCACCCUGAACUACCAGAUGAUGCAGACAUCAUUGAUAUAACAUAGAUGGCGCUUAAAAGGUGAACUAUGGGUUAAAGCUGACAAUUUACAGCCGAGCUGAUGUUUCUGCCAAACACGUAUGCCAUUCAUAAACCCAAAUAUGAUCUACGUGUAAUCUGUGUCUGAUACGUGCACGAUUAAACUGCUAAAUAUACAACUACAUAUUAUUGAAUAAAACUGAACUGAAAAGAAACUAGAUAUUCAGCCAAACAAU
Messenger RNA from Owenia fusiformis, 1449 nucleotides. The record is from the annotation of a GenBank genome assembly. Lineage: Eukaryota; Metazoa; Annelida; Polychaeta; Sabellida; Oweniidae.